AUGCGGGCGGAAGCUGGCCGCAUGCUGCGCUGGGCGCUGCUGGCCCUCGUGCUGGCGCUGAUGGCGCUCGGGUGUGCUGCGGAGACGAAAUAUGUCGGACGGGACAUCCCCAAGCCGGACUUCGAGCGGAUGCGGAGGGAGGCGGAGGAGCGCGGGCCGCGAAAGCCGCGCAUGCAGGGCAGGCACCCGGGGCAGGGCUCCAACAUUGACUUCAACAGGGUGAUGGCGGCGAUGCAGCUGAUGAGCGCGAUCAACGGCCAGGGCUCGGAGUCGGAAGGACCGCCCGGACGAGCCACCGCGGCGAACCCGUUCGCGGGCAUGUUUGGGGGAGCCACGCACAACGCGCUGAUGCGGGGGGCGCAGGUGACCGGGUUCUCCCGCGCGGGCCUGGAGUGGACGGCGCCGCCCAACAGCAAGCUCACGCACAGCCCGAAGAUCGAGCCGAGCCAGGAGAACACGGCGGACGAGACUGGCCGCGCGGUGUCGCUGCUGAUCUAUGACCUCAGCAACGGGCUCGCGAAGCACAUUUCGAAGGACAUUUUGGGGACCAAGAUUGGGGGGGUGUAUCACACGUCGGUGGUGAUCGACAACGAGCCGGGGGAAGAGGGCCGCACGGAGUACUUCUACUCCUUCGGCGUCAGCAAUGGCCUGCCCGGCGACACUCCGUUCGGCAAGCCCAUGAAGGAGAAGCCCAUGGGCCGCACGACGGCGACGCCUGAGGAGCUGGAGACCAUCCUGGAGCGCUUGGGGGGGGAGUUCCGGGAGGACAAUUACGACGUCAUCACGCACAACUGCAACAACUUCAGCCAGGAGCUGCUCAAGCGGCUUCCUGGGCUGCAGCAGCCCGACGGGGCGCCCGCGGUCGUGCCGAAACCGAUCAUGCGGCUGCCGUACGUGGUGCAGUCGAGCGAGCUGGGGCAGAUGCUGGUGCCGAUGUUCAAGGCGAUGCAGGAGAAGCUGCUUGGGAGGGACGCGGCGGGGGCGCAGGCGGACGGCGGCGAGUCGAGCAGCCAGGAGUCGGACUCUGAGCCUGAACUAUAA
This is a messenger RNA of Pedinophyceae sp. YPF-701, 1041 nucleotides long. Lineage: Eukaryota; Viridiplantae; Chlorophyta; Pedinophyceae. The record is from the annotation of a GenBank genome assembly.